AUGCAAAAAAUAUCGCAUAGUUCAAAAGCUACUUUACAAACAAAAGCUGAAUAUUUUCGACAUAGUUUAGCGGAACGUGGUGUUUAUCUACUUGGUAGUACAAAUACUGAAAAAACUAGUUUAUUUAAUAGUCUUAUUGAUUCUGAUCUUCGUCAUAUUCAUGCACUUGGUUGUAUUCAACGUGCAACUGAAUCAAAUCUUCCUGGCAAAGAUAUUUAUUAA
Messenger RNA from Rotaria sp. Silwood2, 222 nucleotides. The record is from the annotation of a GenBank genome assembly. Lineage: Eukaryota; Metazoa; Rotifera; Eurotatoria; Philodinida; Philodinidae.